CUCAAUGUGGAUUUUGUUGAUUAUAUUCCUUUGUUCCUGGUUCAGGUUACCUAGCCCGCAGUGAGUCAAUUUAAGUGAAGGACACGACAAACGCUGGAACAGAGAGACCAGAUUGUAAAUAUUUUGCUUUCAAUAAUUUUUGUAUGCAUGAAGUGGUGACUCGCUUACUCGUUGAAUAAAGUUCUGUUCAAAACGAUUUCUGCGUCGAAAGAAGAGAGAGGAAUAAGUGGUGUAUAAUAUUGUCCAUGUCAUCUGAGGGAAACGAUACCGCCAAUUUUCCUGAAGCCGCUGUACGACCUUUCCCAAGCAAUUCCCCACCAGCUAAACAACGAAAGACAAACCACAACUCAGACACAUACUUUUCUAAAACUUCUAAAUUGUCCGGACCUGACACCAUGGAUCAAGUUCAAAAUGGAGAUUCACAGCAAGCCAUUGAUGAGGGUUUAUACUCUCGACAGCUGUAUGUGCUGGGGCACGAUGCAAUGAAGAGAAUGGGUGCAUCAAAUAUUCUCAUCAGUGGGAUGAAAGGUCUUGGAAUCGAAAUUGCCAAAAAUGUCAUUUUAGGAGGUGUUAAAGCUGUCACUUUACAUGAUGAAGAUACUGCUACUAUUGAACACCUCAGUUCUCAGUAUUUCGUCUCUGAUGCUGACAUUGGUAAAAACUUGGCUGAAGUAUCAGCCAUUCAAGUUAGUGAACUCAACCCAUAUGUGCCGGUUCACCCUUAUACUGGCAAGUUAACAGAAGAAUUUCUCAGCCAGUUUCAAGUGGUAGUGCUGACAAGUUCAAGUCUCGCAGAGCAGUUACGCAUCAGUGAUUUUACCCACAAAUCCAAUAUUUAUCUAAUUGUGGCCAACACUUUUGGUUUGUUUGGACAAAUCUUCUGUGACUUCUCAUCUAACUUCACAGUGUAUGAUACUAACGGAGAAAACCCACAAAGUGCAAUGAUAUCUGCCAUCACAAAGAAUGAGAAAGGUGAAGGGAUUGUGGCAUGUCUAGAUGAGACACGACAUGGAUUUGAGAGUGGUGAUUUUGUCAAGUUUCAUGAAGUCAAGGGUAUGGAUGGUUUGAAUGAUAGCGAACCACGUAAGAUUAACGUCCUUGGUCCGUACACAUUUAACAUCGGAGAUAUUUCUCAAUAUAAUAAUUACGAUCGUGGUGGUAUCGCAACACAAGUCAAAAUGCCAACAACUGUUCAGUUUAAAUCUUUGCGCGAGUCACUUCAAAGUCCGGAGUUUAUGGUCACAGAUUUUGCGAAAUUUGAUCGACCAGGACAACUUCACAUCUUGUUUCAAGCUCUUCAUCAAUUUGUGGAAGAAAAAGGUCAUCUUCCUCAAAUCAGGAACACGCCCGACGCUGAUGCUUUAGUUGCUAUAGCAACAACAAUCAACAACAAUGCAAGCGCUGAAGCAAAACAGAGUGAACUUGAUGAAAAACUCAUCCGUCAAUUUUCUUUCAUGGCACGAGGUGACGCAUGCCCUGUACAAGCUGUCAUUGGUGGAAUUGUUGCACAAGAAGUCAUGAAGGCUUGCAGUGGAAAGUUCAUGCCAAUCAAACAAUAUUUCUACUUUGAUGCACUCGAGUGUUUACCUGAGGGAAGUCAAGAUGAAAACGUGGAAUCUUAUCAAACUUCCGGUUCGAGGUACGACGGACAGAUUGCGAUCUUCGGCAAAGACUUCCAGAGGAAGUUAUCCUCCCAACGAUGGUUUGUGGUGGGAGCGGGAGCCAUCGGAUGCGAGCUUCUUAAAAACUUCUCGAUGAUCGGACUUGGGUGCAAGCUCGGUAACCUCGUGGAGAAGGAGGAUGAAACAGGAUCAUUGGUGGUGACGGACAUGGAUGUGAUUGAGAAGAGCAACCUUAAUCGACAGUUCUUGUUCAGACCUCACGAUGUCCAGAAAUUGAAGUCUCAGUGUGCGGCGGAUGCUGUGAAGAAAAUGAACCCACUUGCUCGUAUCGUAUCACAUGAGAACAGGGUAGGACCGGAGACAGAGAAUGUUUACACGGAUGAUUUCUUCGAAAAUCUCGAUGGAGUUGCAAAUGCUCUUGACAACGUGCAAGCAAGAAUAUACAUGGAUCGAAGAUGUGUUUAUUAUCGAAAGCCUCUUCUUGAGUCCGGAACACUGGGAACAAAAGGCAACAUCCAGGUUGUUCUUCCUUACUCCACUGAGUCGUACUCCUCCUCCCAGGAUCCUCCAGAGAAGUCAAUCCCCAUUUGCACACUGAAGAACUUCCCGAAUGCCAUCGAACACACUUUACAGUGGGCUCGAGAUGAAUUCGAAGGUUUGUUCCGUAAUUCGGCAGACACAGCCAACCAAUAUCUCACUGACCCGAAAUUUUACGACCGAAUAUCUAAGUUACCUGGUGCAGAGCCCGUCACUACCCUCGAAGCUGUCCACAAUGCUCUGCUCAAAAACCGACCGCAGAAUUUUGCCGACUGUGUACAGUUCGCAAGAUUGAGAUUUCAGGAGUUAUACCACAACAACAUCAAACAACUUCUCCACAACUUUCCUCCGGAUCAGAAGAAUAGUUCAGGAGCAAUGUUUUGGUCGGGACCUAAGAGAUGUCCUCAUCCUCUUGUUUUCGAUCCAGAAAAUACAACACAUUUUGGAUACGUACUUGCCGCCUCGAACCUGUAUGCAACCAUGUAUGGCAUGCCUACAAUGACCAACGCUGAGGAAAUAAAGAAACAUCUUGGCCAGAUUACGGUGCCUGAGUUUAAAACUAAGAGUGGAGUUAAAAUUGCCACCACUGAUGCGGAGGCAAACCAAAUGAACUCUGGAUCGAUGGACGACACUCAGUUCGAAGAUUUGAAAAAAGCAAUUCCAACUGUUGAAUCUUUUAAAGGGUUCCGUAUGUUGCCCGCCGAUUUUGAGAAGGACGAUGACACUAACUUUCACAUGGAUUUCAUUGUUGCUGCUUCCAACUUGCGUGCUGAGAACUACGAGAUUAGCCCUGCUGAUCGUCACAAGAGUAAACUGAUCGCUGGUAAGAUUAUUCCUGCCAUCGCAACCACAACUGCUCUGGUUGCUGGUCUGGUGUGUCUCGAACUUUACAAGAUUGUUCAAGGCAACAAAAAACUUGAAUCUUACAAGAACGGGUUCGUCAACUUGGCUCUUCCUUUCUUUGCUUUUUCAGAACCGAUUACUGCUCCUAAGCUAAAGUAUUACGACAUUGAAUGGAGUUUGUGGGAUCGCAUCGACGUCAAUGGGUUGGAUCUAGCCGCCCCUGGUUCUGACGAGAUGACACUCGGUCAAUUUAUUGAUUACUUCCAAAAAGAACAUAAACUUGAAGUCACCAUGCUUUCACAGAACGUAGCAAUGCUUUACUCAUUUUUUAUGACUCCAGUUAAACGCAAGGAGAGACUCGCAACCAAAAUGAGCGAAGUUGUGCAGAAAGUGUCGAAACGUAAGCUCCAACCGCACGAGAAAGCUUUGGUACUUGAGAUGUGCUGCAACGACGUCGACGGCGAAGACGUGGAAGUGCCCUACGUACGAUAUGUGUUUCGCCGAUAAAAAAAUUAAUUCCCAUUGAUCUCCCGACGCCAUACGGUGACGUCACCUCGAUAUAAACUUAUUUGUUGUCAAGUUCCCGCUAGAUGUCGUACCGAGUUCAGCUUUAACUAAUUCCACCGAGACUGGCUGCUUAAAAUUAGAUUGAUCCACUAUGCCAUAAUAAAACAAAAAUCGUAGUGUAAGUUCAGCAACUCCGUGUUAAUUGUUACCUAAUUCACACCACAGCGUGCAAUCGGAUUUCAAUGACAUGUUUUUUGCCGAUAACUGUUCACAGUUCAUUAACCCAGCGUGUAUAUCCUUAUCAUUGGCGCCUAUAGAAGCUUUGAAUAGUAAAUACAAGUUC
This is a messenger RNA of Ciona intestinalis (vase tunicate), 3852 nucleotides long. The record is from RefSeq and is a predicted model, not a curated record. Lineage: Eukaryota; Metazoa; Chordata; Ascidiacea; Phlebobranchia; Cionidae.